GUACAAAUAGCCCUGGGCUCCCCAGGCUGCUCAGUCCAGCUCCUCAGCGCUCACUGUUUGCUCAGCUGAACGCUCAGCCGCAGGAACCAUGAAGCUGGCCCUGUCUCUGCUGCUGGUCACUCUGGCCCUUUGCUGCUCUGACGCAAAUGCCAAAACCUGUCCAGCCCUUCAAAACGAAGUGAGAGGCUUCGUGUUGGACAUUAAACCGCUUUUUUAUCGCAUCCUCAAGACGUUUCCGGCACCUGAACCCGCCUACGCGUCCACGAUGGCUGUGAAGGAUUGUGUAAAUCGGAUGUCCUUUAGCGACAGACACAAAAUUUACGACGUUGUGGUAACUCCAUUGUCCUUCUGCAUAGAGGCUGCUGCUCAGCUGCAUGGCCAGGCGGGAGGAGGGUGCUGCUCUGGGGGGCACAGGCGGGGGGCACCUGUCCCUCUGCUCACCUCUGAGAGAGGGGCCCGUGGCCAAGGGUGGAUGGUGACCCGACACCCGCUGGGCCAGCCUCAGGCUGCACAGCCUCUGCAGGCCCCUCCCUGGGCUCUGGUUUCCCCACGUGUCCUGAGGGGGGACAGCCAGGGCCCAGGCGGUGAUCACGGCUAUCGGGAAUAUGUGCAACAAAUAGAUUCAACAAACCUCACCUACGAGGGCCCCUGCUUUCAAGGAUCCAUCAUCAUCGUCCUGCCCUUGUCCCUCCUGGCUUGUGCCCAAGGCUCCUACCCGGGCCCUGGGGGUGGAGCUGCCCUCCCUGCAAUGCGCCUGCACAUCCACACCACAGUGACCUCCCACAGGAAGGGGAACCGGCCCUUCUUCUGCACCUGA
Myotis lucifugus (little brown bat) is the source of this 817-nucleotide messenger RNA. RefSeq lists its product as uncharacterized. Gene Ontology annotation, biological process: signal transduction. The transcript is spliced from 4 exons. The record is from RefSeq and is a predicted model, not a curated record. Bases 89 to 817 code for a protein of 242 amino acids. Lineage: Eukaryota; Metazoa; Chordata; Mammalia; Chiroptera; Vespertilionidae.